Molecule: messenger RNA, 6270 nt
Organism: Besnoitia besnoiti
Lineage: Eukaryota; Apicomplexa; Conoidasida; Eucoccidiorida; Sarcocystidae
Exons: 12
Coding region: 1-6270 (2089 amino acids)
Source: RefSeq, a predicted model, not a curated record
AUGGACAAGUCAGGAGGUCGCACAGCUACCGUCCCGACUACGGUGGCCGCCUCGCCGACGGUCGCGGUGGGGCCGGGCGCCUCUUUGUCGCUCGAGCCGCGACAGAACGGGGUUUCGCUCCCCUUGAAACGCCGUUUCUCGGCCUCCUCUGCUCGUCUCCCCUCCUGUGCCGGUCAGGUCUCUGCCGAAGAUUCCUCGCAUGCCUUGCCAUCGCGUCAAGCCUCCUCGCCGCGAGCUCGCGCGACAGGGGCGUCGUCGACGCCCCAAGGGGCGGCACCUGACCAGGGCAAUCACGCGCCGUCUAAAGAGCUUUUCGCGGUUGGAAAGGCGAGAGGGAGGGACGGACUCUCGGAGGCGAGCGGGGCGCCCUCGGCCGACUCUGCGCCGGGGCACGCGGACACCGCCUCGAGCACCUCGCCAGCGUCUUGGCGCGGUGGCCAGGGCGCGCAAAACGCAGCUCUCUACAGAAUGUAUCGAGCCGACAGCCGCCGCCUGACGCUCUCGGGCCUUCGCGAGCCCCGGCAAGUCUCCGGGUUGGCGUCCUUUCUCUGCGCGGUGACGGCCACGCCUGCGGGCGCGCUGGCCUCGCAUCGCACCCGAGCCCAGGAGUCUCUCUUCCCGUCGAAGUCGCCUUGUUCUUUGUCUGGCCCCCAGCCGCCGUCGUCGCCCUUCUCAGCCUUUGGCACUGCCUCGCCGUCGUCGUUCAGCCUCGACGCUGCAAAGCUGCCGCCGUCUGCGGACAGGGAAGGCGAGAAGGCGGAGGAGACGGCGGCCGGCGCGGCGGAGCGACGCCAGAGGCAAGUCGCGCCCUCACCCUCGUCGGCGAGCUCUCCGUCUUCGUUCGCGUCAUCUGCGUCCUCGCCUCGUUGCGGCCGCGGCCUGCCCCCAGCGGAGGCCUCAGGGCCAGGGGCUGUCUCUCUGCGUGCCGGCGACGGGCGCGAGCCCUGCGCGCCGACGACGACCGCGGGUUCUUCGCGUCGGGGUUUUCGCAGACUGAGCGCGGCUCCCCCUCCUCUCCAUGCGUCUGCGGUGGCAGCUCCCCCUUCUUCUGUUCUGACCUCGCCGACCUUUUGUUCGCCUCCCUCGUCGCCCUCUUCUCCGUCGGGCGCCCUCCCAUACAGCGCGCAGAUGGACGCGCGAGACGCGGAGCUCCGCGGCGGCGCGCUGGCGAGCGUCUUCGUCGACGACGCGCCCGCCGAGGUCGCCGUCGCCGUGCUGAAAGAGCUGCGGGCGUUCCCGAGGCUCUGCAAACUCCAGUUGCACCUUUGGGGCGUCGAGUGGACGCCGAAGAUGAUUGCGCUUCUCGGAGAAGUCUUCGAGGCGAGUGCGGAGACGCUGGAGUCUGUGGCGCUCCGCUGUCGAGUCGACGGCGAUGUGCUGACUGCGAUGCUUCAAAAACUUCCCACGGGCGUUCGCUACCUCGAUGUCUCUGAAAACAUGCUCGGAGGCGAGCGCUCCGCGGUGCCCGCUCUCGAAGUUCUUCUGCGACGCAAUCGCCUCCAGACUCUUAAAGUCGCACAAGUCGGCUGGGCCCGCGCAGCCAAGGAAAGGUUCGCCAAGGCUGUCGAGGGCCUUGGCGUCUACAACUGUCUCCAGUGGCUCGAGGGCGUCGACCUCUCGGAGUGCCUGUCGAUCCCGCCGCACCUUUUCAUGCAAGCUGCGCUGCCGGCUCCGCCCUGCAGCAGCUCCGCAGCGGCAGUCUCGCCCCUCGCGCAUCUCCGCGGCAGCCACUGGUCGCCGUCUGCGCCUCACAGCGCCACCCAGAGCGCAGCGGCAGUGACCGCAAAAAGCCUGCCGGCGACCACCGUGAACUUCACUCUGCUGCGGUACCUGCGGAUUCGCACGUUUCUCCCGAUGCUUGUCGGCUCCAAAGUUCGGGUCUGGUGGAAGCCCACGCGCGAGACGCAACGGACGGACUUCAGCGGCCGGUACUGGCCCGCACGCAUCCUCCACGGCUGCCCAGAGACUCUCGUGUGCAAACUCGUCUACGACAACAACGAGGAAGACUUCAUCUCGCUGCGCUUUCUGCAGCCGUACCCCCCCUUCAAGUAUGGCGGAGGCUGGGCGCACACUGUCGCAGACGCGUCGAGCUCUGCGUCGUCUCGCCCCGCGCCUGCAGACUGCCCUGCGGCGCCCACCGGACCCGCAGGCGCGACCGUGCCUCGCCCUGUCUCUGAGGGCCCUUCCGCGGCGGAGAGACAGUCUCCGCGCGCCGCGCGAGUUGGGCGCGAGUGCGAGACCGUUUCUGGAGCCCAGAGGCUCGACGCAACAAGCCCGAGAAGCCGCCGGCGCGGCGCUGCGCGUGCGCCCGUCUCGAGCGAGGCGAUCACCGCCGCGGCCGCGUCUGUGGCGAGUCAACUCGCCUUGCGAAAGCGAGAAGACGUGGACGAAGGAGACGCGCGUAAAGACGCGACGCCUGUGGGGCCGGCGGCGAGUGCUCAUCCCGGAAGCGAGGAGAGAAGGCCACAGACAGCAGCGACGCGCCGUGGCUCGAUACAGGAAGACACGUCGCAGAAAGCGAGAGCGGCGAAUCGCGAAGAGACGUGGGGCCUUGCAGCUCCGCGUGGACGCCAGAAACAGUCAGGCAGCGAGGCGGAUGGAGAUGGCGAAGUGCCUCGGACACCGCACGAAGCGGCAACAGGGCGGGGCGAGGAUAAAGGGCAUUCCGAGCUAGCCCCUGGAGGGAGCCGCAGAGGAAGAGUGGCGACCCCGCGAGGCGAGGCAGUUGUCAGCGAGACUGCGCAUGCAAAGCGGAACCGAAAACGGGAGGCAGACGCCACAUCUUGCCCCGACCCCAGUAGUGCGACUGCGGCGCCAGAGGGCCGCGCAGAAGGGAGCAAGAAGCGAACGCGGGUGGGAGGCGGCAGCUCCGAAGGGAGGGCGCAGACAAGCGAGAAGUCUCGAAGACUCGAAGACUCCGCAGCGACAACGCGAUCGACUCCCCGCACGCCUCGCCGCCUCUCGUGCUCCUCAGCUUCGUCAGCGUCCUCGUCUCGCGCACGGUAUCCGUCGACAGCACCUGGCGCGCCCGAGUCGGCGCCGCCGCCCCACAGCUUGCAUGCUCGGCGCACGUCGCCGCGCUUGGCGUUGGUCUCCGCUGGCUCUCCAGGGAGCGCGGCGGAGGGCGAGGCGCCUGCGACGCCUUUGCGGCGAGGGCGCAAGGCGCGCGCGAGUCGGGGAGAGGAGGCCGCCGGCGCCGGAAAGGAGACAGGGACGUGCGGCGCAUCCGCGAAGAAAGCAGCUGAGCGGGUGCGAGCCGCGGACAAAGUGAAAAACGUCACGGGCGAAGCCACACAAGAUGAGAGGACGCGCCGGCGACUUACGCGCCUCGCAUUCAGAGGAGACGGCGAGGCAGCCGCUGGAGAGGGCGAAGCCAAGAAAGCGGCGACGCGAGCAAGACGCGGAAGGCCAGCGGGCGCGCGAAGGGCGAGCCGCAGCGAGGCAAGCAGCCGCGGAAAUCCAGGAAAUGACGCAGCGGGGGAGGACGAGAGCGAAGAGGCGAAUGUGGAGCCACCGGCGACUUGGCGGCGCGCGACAAGUAGAGGGGAUAGACGAGAGGAAGCAGGGAACGCAGCAAACAAAGCCGAUGUCAACAACGACGCGGCGCCCGUUCCAGAGCUGUCCCUCGAGAGGAGAAAACGACAAAGUGCGUCAGCCGCUGAAGCGCCAGAGGACACACGUGCAGCGAGUGCCGACGGCGCCCGCCGCUUCUCCUGCGCAGCGAAGAGGAGAAUCAAGAAAGACCCAACCACUGGCCAGCGGCCUUCAGCCGCUUCGGCCGACGCGUCGUCUGCUGCCGCGGGUUCCGCAGCGUCUCCGAAUAUAAGCCGCAUCGAGGCUGCACCGGAAAGUGACGUGCUCCGAGGGGCGCCUGCGGGAGGCCCGGUGCACCCGAGCGCUGGCGAGCAGGACGGGGCAGGCGGAGCCUUGAGCCUCGGGCAGAGGGAGGAAGGCAGCGCGUCUCGCGGCGCCAUCGAGCGGCGUCUGAGAGAAAAGAGGAACAGCAGCGCGGAAGCGGGGCAAGCGCGAGAAGGGAUCUGCUGUAGUCCGUUCCCUGUGGCGGCGGCCGAUCUGGCUGAGGCCGCGGCCUUGUAUCCGCAUCUGUUUGAGCAGCGGCUACACACGUAUCUCCGCGCAACUCCCGAGGAGGGCGAGCUGGCCGCCGCGCAGGCGCCCGAAGAUGGAGCUCCGUGUGAGGGGCCUUCAGACCCGCGAGGCGCGGGCGAACACGCCGGGGCGGCCGCGGGCGAACACGCCGGGGCGGCCGCGGGCGAACACGAGGGGGGUAUGCAUCAGACGCAGAAGCCGCGGGGAGGAGAGGCGAUCCGAAGGCGAGGCGGGGCAAGCAGCGGGACGAGGCGCGCGAAAGGCGAGGAGAAGGAAAGCGAAGCGGAGGAAGCGGGCAGCAGGAAGAAAGCCUCGCGCGGCUCCUCACCCGUCCAAAGGAGGGGUGCGAGACGCGCCUCCGCUACUGCAGCAGCCUCUGAGUCAGCGCCAGAAACAGAGAAAAAGGGCGCCGCCGCCACGGACUCAUUCGCGAGCGCCUCCACGGCGCUCAAGGGACGCGCCGGCGACGAGAAAGCGAGAGGCCAGGUGAAAGUAGGAACAAUGCCUGUCGACGUCAUCGGGAACGUCCUUCUGCCGGGGGAGUUGUGCGAAUUUCGAGACGAAGAAGAACAUCGAGGCAGCGACCCUUCUGACUUUGUCGGGAUGGUUGUGGCAGUUAACUCCGAGGAGCCGCUCUACGCAGUGCGCUAUGUGUACCACGACGAUGAUACGCUGCUGCAAAUCAACAGCUCGGACAUUCGCCGCGCCGUCGUCGUGCCCCUGGACUCAUGGAUUGCGUGGCGCUUCGCCUACGAGCGACUUCGCCUGCGGCAGGCCGAGUCGCGCGCCUCGCUGCGCGUCUCCGAAGAGAAAGGAGCGCCUCGCGGUCUCCUCUCGGGGCGGCUUGCGGUCAGGGGCUCCACUCUCACGGGAACGCGCGCCCUGGCGGUCAAGAGGGAGCCUGAGGCGGCCGCGGCAGAGCAAGCGAAGGAGGACUCGAAUAAACGCCGAAAGCUGAAGGCGGAGACGGCCGCCACAGGCGUGGAGCAAAACGCGCAAGGCACGGAGAGACACUUCGCAAGUGGAGGAGCGCUGAUGAAUCGAGGCGACGGCGCGUGCAUGGCAACCGCGAAAGAGGAAAAUGAAGCGCUUCUUUCUCGCUUUCCUUCUUUCCGCGAUGUCCCGCCGUUUGCGACGUUUUACAUGCUUCCGCUGGCGACGACGGCCAAGCUCCAACAACUCGCAGUCGGACACUUGGGGGCGAUGCAGCGCAACCCCAUGGAUCUAAAGCUGCUUCCGGCGGACGACUUCGCGGAGGCCUUUGCUGUGCGGCAGGCGGCCUUCGCGCGAGAAAGGCAGCAGCUUGCGCUCGCCGAUGGCGAAGCCUCGGGCGACCGGGGGACUGCGUCUCUGGAGUUGGGAGGCCCGGAGCCGGUGGCGGCUAAGAGAGCAGAAGACUUUGACGCCUGCGCUGAGUGCGAGACGCACUCGAGCGACGCGCGCGGGGAGCGCCAGAGUACGGCGAGGGGCAGGAAGCGCGCAGGCGCCGUUGCGGAGACGAGACUGCCAUCUGCGGCGUCGGCGGAGGACGGUUCGCCGCGCGGAUCCAAGAGCAAGGGCUUGUUGUCGUCGAGCGAGAGCCCGAGAGCUCAGACGGCGGGUGGCGGCGGCCCGCGAGGGGCGCCAGGGAGUCAGCGGUCUUCGCUCGCGUCACCGAGGCACUGCAUCAAGGCCGUCGCACCUCUGCUGGCUCCGCUGCUGGCACCGCCGUCGCAGGCGGCACCUCUCGCGUCCUCUGCGCUCGCGCCGCUGCUCAUCCUCGCCUGCGUCCACCCGCGGAUUCAGCAGGUCAACCCGCGUGCCUGGCUCGCGCUUCUGCCCAAGUCGCAGCUCCUCCAGCGCGUCGUGGGCCUCCGCGCGGAGCUUGCCAGGCUGAAGACGCAGGUACAGCGCGAAGCCGCGCUCUCCUCAGAGUGUCAGAAACUGCGGGUCGAGUUGGAGAAGCAGAAGGAGAAGGAAAGCGAGCUCGAGGGCCUUCUCAAAUGCAUCAUCUGCGUCUCGCGGACGCGCAGUGUCGCUCUGGCGCCCUGUCUCCACUUUUACUUCUGCCAGCCCUGUAGUCAGGGCCUCACCCAGUGUCCCAUCUGCCGAGGAAAGAUCGCCUCCAGAGUUCAGGUCAAACGCGAGCAGGCGGAAGACGAAAGCGGCGACGACGCGUCCUGA